Molecule: messenger RNA, 144 nt
Organism: Racocetra persica
Lineage: Eukaryota; Fungi; Glomeromycota; Glomeromycetes; Diversisporales; Gigasporaceae
Source: the annotation of a GenBank genome assembly
UCUUUAUCGAUCUCAUCAACUGUUAGUGCCACAUUAUUUAACGUUGAAUUUGAAUGGAUUACACGAUUGUUAAAGAAAUUCUUUGAAAUUGAAACAAGAAUUGGAGAGAAUUGUAUAAGUGAAGGAGCAUUAGCGGUAUAUUGA